AUGUACGCUCGUUCUUUGCUGUUGGCUGCUGCCGCGUGCGUCGUUCCUGCCGUGCAGGGCGACUUUUAUAUUGUGACCGAGUUUCCUGUUCCAACGAGUUUGAUUCCUUCGUUCAGUAAUAGUGAGGAUGCCAAAUCCUGGACCUCCUCCGUCGUCUUCAAUGCCGAAAUCUCCUACUCGCGCCUCACCGCCGCCCUGGGCCCCACCCACGCCUCCUCCGCCUCGUCCAUCGCCUCUCUCGUCUCCGAGUUCGUCGUCACCGCUACCUCCAACUACAGCAUCCCGGCCAAGGUCACGGAGCCGGAUCAGACGGAGCGCAUCAUAGGGAAGCCGGCUUGGUACACGGCGUUGCCGAGCGAGGUGCGGAGUUGGAAGGAGCGGGAGUGGGAGACGAUGAAGAGUGUUGCUAGUGGGGUCGUGGCGGCGCGGUUGACGACCACGAGGAGUAAGGGCGCGGCGCCGGUGCAGACGGCGGUGCCCGGGUUGGGGGGUGUGGGGUGGGCGGUUGCGGGGGCGGCGGCGGCGGCGUUCUUCUAG
Westerdykella ornata is the source of this 537-nucleotide messenger RNA. RefSeq lists its product as uncharacterized. Lineage: Eukaryota; Fungi; Ascomycota; Dothideomycetes; Pleosporales; Sporormiaceae. The transcript is spliced from 2 exons. The record is from RefSeq and is a predicted model, not a curated record. The coding region runs from base 1 to 537 and encodes 178 amino acids.